This is a messenger RNA of Centruroides sculpturatus (bark scorpion), 1101 nucleotides long. RefSeq names its product homeobox protein BarH-like 1b. NCBI's taxonomy places the organism in Eukaryota, Metazoa, Arthropoda, Arachnida, Scorpiones, Buthidae. The transcript has 3 exons. The record is from RefSeq and is a predicted model, not a curated record. Gene Ontology annotation, molecular function: DNA binding; DNA-binding transcription factor activity, RNA polymerase II-specific. The coding region runs from base 1 to 804 and encodes 267 amino acids. Gene Ontology annotation, biological process: regulation of DNA-templated transcription.
AUGUUGGCUUCAUCCGAUGCAAUUCACACUCCGGACAAAUUGUGUAGUGGACGUCGCACGUCGUUCCUCAUCAGAGAUAUAUUACCGGACACUAGUGCUAGUUCGGCUUCUAUCGAAGUGGAUAAAAUACCCUCUACUAAUCUAUGGGAUUCCAGGCCUUGCGAACAAGCAUUUCUCUUCGCUUCCAGAAAUCCUCUGGAGAAGAGUGUUUGCGCCAACGCUCUACCUCUCUGUUGCCUCAACUGCUCGCCCACCUGGCAUACAGCACUUCCCGAACUAUCUUAUCCUCUAUUAUCCGCAACUAGCGCAUCUCCUCCUCAAGUCCUUCCUCAAGUUGGCGUCACUUGGAAUCCUACAACAGUUCAAGCUUUCGUUCCUCAAACUUCUUCUAUACCCGAACCUCAAGAGAACCAACAGAAAACUGAAAAAUUGAACUCGGCUACAAGAAAGGUGCGAAGGAAUCGUACCGUUUUCACUGAAUUGCAAUUAAUGGGAUUGGAACGAAGAUUUGAUUGUCAAAAAUAUCUUUCGACACCCGACAGAGCCGAAUUGGCCCGAGCUCUAGGCCUGACUCAACUUCAAGUCAAGACUUGGUAUCAGAAUCGUAGAAUGAAAUGGAAGAAACAGCAGGUAAUGCAAGGCGGAUGCACGGUUCCUCCUACAAAACCGAAAGGGCGACCAAAGAAGAACUCGAUUCCAUCGUUGAACGAAUCGCAAGGGAAGAGCGUACCUUCCAUGGGUGAUAAGAAGUGUCACUCGCCUUUCUCUCCCUACGCCUCGUCCGACGUGAGAGAUCUCUACUAAACGGUUCCUAUAGAAGAUCAUCCUACUUUUUCAUAACCUCGCAGGUUAGACCAGAUACGGAAUGGUUGGCUGUGAUUGCCAAGUUCCUCUUUCGCUCAUCUCGGAUUUGUUCCUCUCCAAUCACAACCAAUUGAUUCGAAAACGUGUCCAACACAUUCAGAGAUUCUGUCGAUGUUUGUCGAUUUUCUUAAAUAAAUUUCGUGUUAUUGUCCUCGACGUCUUCCUGUUUUAUACUGCCAAUUACCCAUUGUAGAAUUACGAUUCGCGUCGAUGCACGCUGUAGGAGGACGUUUCGGC